Molecule: messenger RNA, 1254 nt
Organism: Lolium rigidum
Lineage: Eukaryota; Viridiplantae; Streptophyta; Magnoliopsida; Poales; Poaceae
Exons: 1
Coding region: 1-1254 (417 amino acids)
Molecular function (GO): protein binding
Source: RefSeq, a predicted model, not a curated record
AUGCCUUCCGCCGUGGUCGUCCGGCGCGCGCGCUCCCGCUCCUCGCCGGGACGCUUCGACUCAACGCGCCGCACGCGUCCGCGGCUGGAGGAGGCUGCGCCGCGCACCGACAAGGACGCGGACACGUCAUCCACCCUCCCCGACGACAUGCUGCUCGAGGUCUUCAACCGCCUGCCGCCGCCUACAGGCAUCCUCCGCUGCGCAGCGGUGAGCCGGCGCUGGCGGCGCGUGGCCUCCCGCGCGGGCGCCGCCGCCCUCCCGGCCCCGCCGCGCCACUUCGGCUUCUUCCGCAACCACGGCCCGUCCGCGCUGCCCCCAUUCAUCCCCACCGCCGGCGUCGCCCUGGACCUCCGCUUCCUCCCGGUCUCCCCCACCUGCGGCGCCAUCCUCGUCGACACCCGCGGCCGCCGCCUCCUCCUGCGCGAGCUCGGCGCCGGGUCCGCCACCAGCCUCAAGCUCCUCGUCUGCGACCCGCCCCACAAAACCUUCGCGCGCCUGCCGCCCCUGCCCUCCGUCGGCCACAAGGUGUCCUGCUGCACUCUCAUCCCAGGCGAAGGCGCCGAGUUCCGCGUCGUCGUCGUGCUCUUCGGCGUCACCGCGCCCAACUUCUACGUGCUCAUCUACUCCUCGGCCUCCUCCGCCUGGGAGGCCGCCACGGGCGCGCUCAAGCGGCUCCUCGUCCCGCACCAAGGCCCGUCCGUCGUGGUCGGCGACACGGUCUACCGCCUGCAGUGCGACGACAAGUACAUCAUGGCCGUCAACACCACCAAGAUGACGCUCGCCGCGCUGCCGCUGCCCAACACCGGGAUGCUCCUCUACACCGGCAACAACUGGAUCGCCCAGUCAGACGACGGGCGACUCUGCUUCUUCGUCAUCCGGGAGCCGCUCAUUCUGGCGAAAUGGGUGAUGGACGCGCCGGGCAAGUGGACGCCGCAGGAGCCGGUGGCGCUGCGGCCGCUGAUGACCCCGGCCGCGGUCGGGGACCUCCACGGCAUGAAGCUCUCGGCCAAGAUCGCCGACCAGCUUCACGGCUGCAAGCUUGUCAGCUUCGCCGCGUUCUGCCAGGGCACCGCGACUCUCUUCUUCAUCAUGGCGGACACGGUGGUCUCGCUUGACCUCAAGACGCUGAAGAUGGAGAGGCUGUGGCUCAACGACGAUGAGUACCGCCCCCUUGGCGAUGUGUACCCGUUUGAGAUGGUGGCGUGGCCGCCGGCGAUCAAGGAGUUCGUCAAGGCUCCGGCGAUAAGCGAUUAA